AUGUUGGGCACGGACUGGCGAGCUGGGCUGCUCUGGGCAGAGUACUUGGGGCUGCUCAAGCACGCCUUCAACGUAGUGACGAAGAAGGACAACCCCGACGCCGAGGUGAGCGGGCGCCUGCUCGCCGAGGACGCGAGCCCCAUCGAGGCCGCCAGGCGAGCGAUGAAACCCACUGUGCGCAAGAAGAUGGAGGACGAGGGCAAGAUGACCGACAUCAGCGACGAAGAGUUCUUGCGGGUGACGGAGGCAUUGAGCAUCAACCAAAACAUGCUCCGGCUGGCUUUCCAGCGCGCCUGCGCCACAGCGCACUCCGUGCUGGACAAGCUGUGGAUUGGGUACGAGCAGUUUGAGAAGUCCCUCGGCAACCCGCAGCUCGCGCAGAAGCUGCUCGCUGAGCACAUGGGCACAUACGUGCGGGGCAAAGCGGCCUUCAAGGAGCUGCAAACGCUGUGCACUGGGAUCGACCAUUUCGCUUCGGCCACCCCGCUGAGGCAGAAGACGGCCGCGGCGCAGACAAAGCAGCUGGAGAGGUGGCAGGGCGUGCUCCGGUACGAGCAGACCAACCCCCUGCGGCUGCCGCGGAAGCAGCUGCAGGCGCGGGUGGCGCUCGUCUACCAGCAGGCCUCGCUGAGCUGCGCGUUUUUCGCCGAGAUCUGGCACGACUUCUCCGCUUGGCUAGACCUGGGCGGCGACAGGGAGAGGGCCACCCUGGUGCUCCGGCAG
Messenger RNA from Prorocentrum cordatum, 723 nucleotides. The record is from the annotation of a GenBank genome assembly. NCBI's taxonomy places the organism in Eukaryota, Dinophyceae, Prorocentrales, Prorocentraceae.